Molecule: messenger RNA, 1873 nt
Organism: Durio zibethinus
Lineage: Eukaryota; Viridiplantae; Streptophyta; Magnoliopsida; Malvales; Malvaceae
Product: RING-H2 finger protein ATL3-like
Biological process (GO): protein ubiquitination
Molecular function (GO): transferase activity
Source: RefSeq, a predicted model, not a curated record
AAUGGGAUCAUAGCUUUUGUAAGGACAGGGAUAAGACAAUUUAAGGAAUAGUAUUAUUUUGUUUGAAAUGAAGAAAAAUGGAAUUGGUAGAAUACAGGUGUCGAUGCGGAGCCUCUGUUAAAGGCCAUGACAAGAGUCAUAAAGUUACUGUAAACCCCUGUCGUCUUCACUUCUUGCAACUUCGACCAUCUCUGCCCAACCUCUCUCGUCCAAAAAAAUCUGUCUUUGAUUCAUUCAAUAUCAAAGUCCUCAAAGUGGACAUUUUCUUUUUGGGAUCCCUUCUUUGAAUUCUUUUCCCCCUUGUAUCUACAUUUUACUUCCCCUUUUAAAACCCACCUGUCCAAAUUGUUCUCCAUUACAUCUGGGUUUCAGAAUUUGAGCCCAUUUCUCAUUUGGGGUUUGUGGUUUCCCUUAUUUCGUUUCAUUUCUCUAUAUUUGUUUGAUCACUUUGUUUACAUGUUAAAUCCCAGCUGGGUUAGGAAUUUUUAGACCUUUUCCCAUCUGGGUAUCCCCCAUUUUCUCAGGAAACAAAAUCCCAGUUGAGUUCUGCAAUUUUGGACUUUCUCGUUUAGUUAGAUCUCAUUUCUUUGCAGAUAAAAAGAAUAGAGACCAAAUAUUUUUUGCAAAAUUCACUCCAAAUUCUAGCCAUGGAUAAGCCAGCCUUUGAUGAAUCAACAGCAGUGGCUAUAACAGGGAAGAUCAUGGUCGUAGCUAUAAUAGUUCUUUUCCUAGUGGUGAUUUUUGUGCUUUUUCUUCAUCUUUAUGCUAAAUGGUUUUGGUGGCGUAUUGAAGAACCAGCUCCUCCUCCUUCACGCCGCAACCGACGCCGAUUUGUCUUUGCUCCAGGGCAAGACACUGCUCAUCCUCGACGCGUGACUAAAGGCCUUGAUCCCACAAUUCUUGCUUCCCUUCCUGUAUUAAUGUUUCGCCAAGAAGAGUUCAAAGAAGGACUUGAAUGUGCUGUUUGCUUAUGUGAGCUUGUAGAAGGAGAGAAAGCUAGGUUGCUUCCAAAAUGCAACCAUGGGUUCCAUGUUGAUUGUAUAGAUAUGUGGUUUCAAUCUCACUCUACUUGUCCUCUUUGUAGAAAUCCUGUUGCUGCUAUUGAGACUGAGAAUUUAAGUUCUGUUAUGUCGGGAGAUGAAGUUAAUAGUUCACAUGAUGGUUUAGCCUUGGGGUAUUCAACAGAUUCUCCUAGUUUUCCUACAAAUGUGUUGUUUUGGGGCAAUCAAACUCAGGUUAGUAGCGGUGGUACGAGUUCGGAAGAGGGUGUAUCGGCUUCUGGUUCUGGUACUUUUGCUUCGUCGUCCUUGGCAUCUGGUAGUGGUAGGCAAGAAGGGAUGUUGGUGAUUGACGUUCCCAUGAAUGUGAAUGAAAAUUUCCCAGAGGAGGAAUCAAAGUCUCCAAUGCCUACAAGAUUGAGGUCUUUGAAGAGACUUUUAAGCAGGGAAAAAAGAGUGGCUCCUAGUAGCUCAGGAAGCAGUUCUGUUGAUGUUUGAAGAUAUUAAAUAGAUGGUUGAAUUUUAGGAGCUUAUUAUUUUGAGUAUGUAUCUUUCAUUAUCCGAGCAGUAAUGGUUGCAGAUGAUCAAGUUGAACCCUUUUUGUCCUUGAGAAAGGUUCUGUUGGAAAACAACGGUUUUGCUCAAUUAUACAAGUUGGGCAUUUGGUAGCAUAGGUGUUGAUGAUUCUGUUGCUGAAAAAGGUUUUGACAAAUGUUUGAAAUAGAUGAUAUCUCUGAAGAGAGUGGGAUUCUCUUCAACACAGAGAUGAAAGAAUCUAUCUUCUACAAAAUAUGUAUAAAAAACAAUUUCUUCUGCGCAAGAAUCUGUUUCAAUUUGAAUCCAUCUAUUGUGAAGCUAUUAAUCCAAUUCCUCAA